Messenger RNA from Williopsis jadinii, 165 nucleotides. RefSeq names its product adaptor protein NBP2 (gene NBP2). NCBI's taxonomy places the organism in Eukaryota, Fungi, Ascomycota, Saccharomycetes, Phaffomycetales, Wickerhamomycetaceae. The transcript has a single exon. The record is from RefSeq and is a predicted model, not a curated record. The annotation marks the transcript as partial. Gene Ontology annotation, molecular function: protein binding.
GCCGUUGCACUGUUCGACUUUACGCCUGAGAACGACAAUGAGAUUGGGCUCACCAUGGGCCAGAUCGUGUGGAUCAACUAUCGGUAUGGACAGGGGUGGCUCGUUGCGGAGGACGACCAGGGUGAGAUUGGGCUGGUGCCUGAGGAAUAUGUCCAGCUGCUGGAG